UUUUAUGAGUUUUAAAACAGGUGAUGAAAGACAUGAUUUUUAAGUUAAAUGUCCUUAUAAUCCAUCACAUUAGAUGCCCAACUCUAAAUUAUUCUAUCAUAUCUCUUAAGGAUGUUAAGAUAAAGCAAGAUUAGAACAUUUAUAUGAACAUUGUCCAUAUAAUUAUUUGCAUGUUAUUUUAAAAGCAAACAUGGAUGCACAUCUUAAAUAAUGUUCAGAUUUAAAUAAGAAUACAGAAGAAGGUAAUUUAAUGGUAGAAAUGUAGAAAGUAAUUAAAGAAUAGUAAAAAGAAUAAAGAAAAGCAUAAUAAUAAUAAUUAAAAUAAUAAAAAUAAAAUAUAUAAAUACCUGGUGUUGUUGUACCUGAUUAACCAUAAAAGAAAAAGAGAGUUAGAAAUAAAAAAAAGAAAGAAGAACCUAAAGAUAAAAAUACAGAAGGUUUACCUGUUUGGGGAGAGAGUUCAGAUGAAGAAAAGAAUGAAGUUUAAAAAAUAUGUGAAUAAUUUAGUGAAUAAUAAAUAAAUAAAUAAAAAGAUUAAGAUUCUGAUGAUGAAUGGGAUUAGGUUCCAAUUAAAUAAAAAGGAAGAAAUGGUAGAACAAAAGAAAAAGAAUGA
Paramecium primaurelia is the source of this 613-nucleotide messenger RNA. Lineage: Eukaryota; Ciliophora; Oligohymenophorea; Peniculida; Parameciidae. The record is from the annotation of a GenBank genome assembly.